Anisakis simplex (herring worm) is the source of this 1695-nucleotide messenger RNA. The record is from the annotation of a GenBank genome assembly. NCBI's taxonomy places the organism in Eukaryota, Metazoa, Nematoda, Chromadorea, Rhabditida, Anisakidae.
AUGGGCGAUAAUAGACUAAGAUAUCUUUCAACAUGUUCCGAAGAUGGAACACGUCGAACAUAUAAACGUAGUCCUGCACAAAGGAUAUUCGUUAACAGGAAUCUGCGAAUGGAGAAGAUUAAGUUCUUUGGAUUUGAUAUGGAUCAUACCUUAGCUGUUUAUAAAUCUCCUGACCUUGAGAUAAUGACGUUUGAUAUGGUUGUGGAGCGUAUGAUCAGUAUUGGAUAUCCAGACGAUUUACGUUCAUUCAAGUAUAAGCCAUUAUUUCCGGUCAGAGGGCUAUGGUUCGACCACCUAUAUGGAAAUCUACUUAAAGUGGACGGCUUCGGCAAUAUUCUCUUCGGCAUUCACGGUUUUCGAUUCAUGCAACCAUCCGAAAUCGAAGAUUUAUAUCCGAAUAAAUUUUUGCAUUUAUCCGAUAACCGUGUCUAUGUGCUUAAUACACUAUUCAAUCUUCCGGAAACUUAUUUGGUGGCAUGCUUAGUAGAUUAUUUUGACAGCAGUGAGCAAUACGUGUCGACCGAUGAUAAAACCGGUGUUAAAUGUGGUGAAAUGUUCAUGUCAUAUCGUUCAAUAUUCCAAGACAUUCGCACAGCCGUUGACUGGGUGCAUUUCGAUAGUAAUAUGAAGACUAUAAUCUUGAAUAAUCUCGAUAAAUACGUGGUCAAAGAUGCACGAAUCAAGCAACUUCUUCUACAAAUAAAACAAAGUGGAAAGCAGUCAUUCCUUCUAACCAACAGUGACUACACAUACACGAAUGGUAUGAUGAAGUAUUUACUUGGUGAUGAUUGGACGUCAUAUUUCAAUAUAACUGUUGUGAGUGCGCAUAAACCGAAAUGGUUCGCUGAAGGUACCGUCUUUCGUGAGGUGAACCUUAAAACGGGUGACCUGAAAAUUGGUAUUCAUACUGGUCCGUUGAAACAAGGGGUUGUAUAUUCGGGAGGCUCUUGCGAUGCGUUCAGACGACUAGUAAAAGCUCGUGGUAAAGAUGUUCUAUAUAUUGGUGAUCAUAUUUUUGGUGAUGUAUUAAGAUCCAAAAAGGCUCGCGGAUGGCGAACAUUCUUGGUAGUACCUGAAUUGAACCAAGAAUUAAUGGUAUGGACCGAAAGAAAGCCAUUAUUUGAUCGGUUGAAUGCACUUGAAGCAGUACUCGCUGAUGCGUAUAAGGAUUUAGACAGCAAUGCGAAAGAGAAGCCUGUGAUAACGACAAUUGUUGAAGCGAUCAAGUCACUGUCGAAUGAAAUGGACAAUGAAUAUGGCAUUCUGGGUUCGUUGUUCAGAAGUGGUUCGCGAACAACCUUUUUCGCCUCGCAGGUGGAGCGAUAUGCGGAUGUCUAUGCAGCAAGCUGCUACAAUCUAGUGCACUAUCCGUUGUUCUACUUCUUUCGUGCACCGAUGACACUGAUGCCUCAUGAGUCAACUGUCGAUCAUGACUCAGUGAUGCAACCUCUCCAUAACACUGCCAGCUGCACAUCCAGACAUAAUUCAAUCGGACAACAAGUUCGAGGUUUGAAAUUACAAGCAACACCAUUUUGUCACGAAGAAGAGGAAGAAGAGGCAACGUCGAAUAGUGAUAAUGAAACUGAGAAACGCGAUAUGACAAGUUUAUCAGAUGAUCUACCAUCUCAACUCAACAAUUCUGAUAUUGUGCAUUCUGCAACUGUGCACGAAGAUAAGAAUAUUUCGGCUGAUUAG